Messenger RNA from Culicoides brevitarsis, 1043 nucleotides. Its product is annotated as dnaJ homolog subfamily C member 17. Gene Ontology annotation, biological process: spliceosomal complex disassembly. Gene Ontology annotation, cellular component: spliceosomal complex. The record is from RefSeq and is a predicted model, not a curated record. NCBI's taxonomy places the organism in Eukaryota, Metazoa, Arthropoda, Insecta, Diptera, Ceratopogonidae. The transcript has 2 exons. Gene Ontology annotation, molecular function: RNA binding. The coding region runs from base 65 to 970 and encodes 301 amino acids.
GUUUCGUGAUUUCAUUCCGGCAACAAUUUCAUCUUCUUAAAAAUUCAAUUUAAACUCUUUUAAAAUGGUUGACGUCAAGAAAUUCAGUGAAAUCGACAUUUAUGGCUUACUUGAGGUUGAAAUUUCCGCAACAGAACAGGAGAUUCGCAAGGCUUACCGCAAAAAAGCUCUAUCAUGCCAUCCUGACAAAAAUCCAGACAACCCAAAAGCAGCUGAGCUCUUUCAAGAAUUAUCACGAGUUUUGGAAAUUUUACUCGAUAAAACUGCUCGGGCGGCUUACGAUCGCAUGUUGAAUGCCAAAAAAGCAGCAGAAUUAAGGAACAAACAAUUGGACUCAAAGCGACAAAAACUGAAAUCCGAGCUGGAAGAACGAGAAAGACAAGCCCAGUCGAAUUUGUUGAAAAAAGGAAAUUAUCACACGGAAACAAAAACCCCUGAGGAGAUUUUCAAAGAAGAAUUUGAUCGUUUACGGAAGGAAGGAAGUCGAUUAGUCGAAGAAGAACAAGAAUUGAUGCGACAACAAUUGCGACAAGAAAUAUUAAAAGCUGAAAAAACGCCUUCUUGGGACUCGUCGAAGCAUCGAAUCAAGAUAAAAUGGAAGGCCGCGAAAGAUGAUCCCACAAAUGGCGGCUAUUCUGAGGAAAUUUUACGUAAAUUCCUGCAAAAAUAUGGAGAAUUAGUGGUUCUUGUGAUGUCCCCGAAGAAAUACGGAAGCGCUUUAGUUGAAUUCAAGACGAAAGAAGCCUCAGAAAUGGCAGUUCAGUACGAAAGAGGCAACAUGAACAACCCCUUGACGCUCGAAUGGAUCGGCGAAGCUCCUCAAAGCAAGCAAAAAAGUCGCGCUCCAGUCGGAUCUGCUACCGUAACAGAUGCUGACUACGAAUCUCUUGUAUUACGACAACUUCGACAAGCUGAGGAACGAAAACGACUCAUUGAACAGAUGAUGAAAGAAGAAGCUGAAGGCAGUUAAUGCCUUAAACCGUAAAAAAAAUUAAUUAAUUUCAUAAGAAUAAAGUAAGAAUUUAAUUUAUUGCACGCUUUAC